Molecule: messenger RNA, 2730 nt
Organism: Sinocyclocheilus grahami
Lineage: Eukaryota; Metazoa; Chordata; Actinopteri; Cypriniformes; Cyprinidae
Product: tyrosine-protein kinase transmembrane receptor ROR2-like
Exons: 11
Coding region: 271-2730 (819 amino acids)
Biological process (GO): regulation of DNA-templated transcription
Molecular function (GO): DNA-binding transcription factor activity; protein binding
Source: RefSeq, a predicted model, not a curated record
CGCUUCCCUCCCUCGCGAUGGGUCCGUCCUGCGUCCCGAGGAGCUGCAGUUACUCGCUCACUUUUCCACCAGGAGACUUUGGGACGCCUUUGGACUGAGCGGGAUGAAACGCGCUAUUCUUCUGCAAACGAGCCAUCAGAAAGCGUUUCAGUCACUGCACACCUGAGACGCAGCGCGCUCUGUCCGCACGCGCAGACUCACUCAUCGCUCGCGCAGAGGUCUGGGAGUUUAAACGCACUGAUUCCCGAACCCAGCUGCAUCCCGGGAAGCAUGCACACACUGAGGAUUACAGCCAGAACUCCUCUACUGCUGCUGUGCGUCCUCCUCACAGCAUUCACACACGCAGUGGCUGACGUGAACCUGUCGCAGUCUGGAGAGAUCGAGGCUGUAGCUGAGGCCCAGAGCGGAGGACUGCCAACAGCUGAAGGUUAUUUCCUGGAGUUUGUGGAGCCACCAAACAAUAUAACUAUAGUGCAGGGCCAGACGGUCACUUUACACUGCAAAGUGGCGGGCCACCCGUGGCCCAGCAUCCGCUGGCUUAAGAAUGACGCCCCGGUGGUGCAGGAGCAGGGCCGAGUCUCCAUCCGCAAGACAGAGGCUGGAUCCAAGCUCCGCAUUCAAGACCUGGACACCACCGACACCGGAUACUACCAGUGUGUGGCUUCAAACUCCAUCAAAGUCAUUGCAGCUACUGGAGUGCUCUAUGUGCGACUGGGGAGUGGAGGACAGUCACCGGCCCAUGGAGGAGAAGACUCAACGCACGAGAAGGGCUUCUGCCAGCCGUACCGUGGCAUCGCGUGCGCUCGCUUCAUAGGGAACAGGAGUAUCUACGUGGAGUCUCUGCAGAUGCAGGGAGAAAGUGAAAACCGCAUCACUGCGGCCUUCACGAUGAUUGGCACCUCGACCCAGCUAUCAGACCAGUGCUCUGAAUUUGCCAUCCCGUCCUUCUGCUAUUACGUCUUCCCGUUGUGCGAGGAGGGCACCAGAGGUCCAUGGCGGCGCCAGCUCUGCCGCGACGAGUGCGAGGCUCUGGAGAACGACUUGUGCAAUGCAGAGUACACCAUCGCACGCUCCAACCCUCUCAUCCUCAUGCAACUCGAGCUGCCCGCAUGCAACCUGCUUCCCCACCCCGGCUCGCCAGAAGCUGCCAGCUGCAUUCGCAUCGGCCUGCCACCGCAGUAUUCACCCCCAAAUCACAGCUGUUACAACGGAAGUGGCGCCAACUACAAAGGCACGGUCAGUGUCACUAAAUCAGGCUACCAGUGUCAGCCGUGGAGCGCACCGUAUCCACACAGUCAUCAUCUGACGCCUGUUGAGUACCCUGAGCUCAGAGGAGGCCACAAUUUCUGCAGGAACCCCGGAGGGCAAAUGGAGAGCCCUUGGUGUUUCACUUUGGACCCUAAUGUUAGAGUGGACGUCUGUGACAUUCAGCCCUGCAAGCCUCCGGAGAAAAUGAAAAAAGAGAUACUGUACAUCUUAAUCCCCAGUAUAGCCACCCCUCUUGUUAUUGCCUGCUUAUUCUUCUUGAUCUGCAUGUGCCGCAACAAACAGAAAGAGUCUGCUGACACCCCCACUCGCCGCCAACUCACAGCCUCACCGAGUCAAGAAAUGGAGCUGCCUCUACUUAACCAGCACAAGCAUCAGGCGAAGCUACGAGAACUCAACCUGUCUGCAGUUCGGUUCAUGGAAGAGCUUGGAGAGGACCGUUUCGGAAAAGUCUACAAAGGUCACCUCUACGGUACGGCUCCAGGUGAACAGACCCAGGUGGUGGCUAUAAAGACGGUCAAAGACAAGGACGAGGGUCUUUCUGUUGAUGAACUGGCUCGCAUCAGCAGUUUACGGAAUGCAUGCCAGUUUCACGCGGCGCCCAGCCUCCGUGCAAACAGUGGGACGCGACGGAAAAGACAGUUUACGCCUGAUGAGCAGAAAGACGGUAAUUACUGGCUCAAACGAACUCGUAAUAACGAAGCUGCGAAGAGGUCUCGCCAGCGCAAGAGGAUGGAGGGACAUCUUCUGGAGUCGCGCGCCGUCGAGCUUCAACGAGAGAAUGACAAAUUAAAGGCUGCGCUCUCUGCAGUCCAGCAUCACAGCACGGCUCAAAGUAACCCGAUGCCUGCUGCUUCUGGGUUCCCUCUUGGACUGCCAAAUGGCUGUUAUCCGCGCAGUUUUGCCGUUCCUACAACUGUGUUCCCACUGCGCAGUCUGCCUCUUUGCCCAUUUUCUGGUUGUUGCGGAACAGUAUGUCCUGAAACAAAUCUUUUUCGCUCGGUUUUGGAUUCGGCAUCAUACCCUUUGCUGAAAAACUCUGCCGAUAAUAAUAAUACUACGAAAUCCCCGCGCAUCAGUUUAUUGGAUGGCUCUCAUCCAGUGGGCAGGUACAGUCAUGGAACCAAUGCAUGCACCAGCCGAGCGUAUGUGAGGAAUAGAGAUUUUGCGAAUGGAAACGACUCGGCUCAAACGACGCACGAGCUGCCGGAGGACAGAAACGCAUUGGCCAACCUGUCGCGCGGUUAUAUUUCCAAAACAUCGCCUUCUGAUGCGGCGCAGAAUUACGCGCGGCAGCCUGCACCGAUCGGGGGUGAAACGCAAACAAAUGCAGAGGAACGAACUUGCCAACAACAAGCGACCGCGCAGUCCGUUCUGCUGCCGCACAAACUGCGCUACAAAGCCGGUAUCGCAAGAUCCAUUACAAAAUUCUCUGGAACUGACUUCACAAAAGAGGACACAUGA